CUUUGUAUGUGCGCAGCUGCAACAACACAGCGCAUGCGUUUAUCCGGUGAGAAAACGUUCAUAGACCCCCUCUAGUUCAGCCUAAAUAAAACAAUUUACGACUUUAAUCUAACGGUUGAAAUAAAUGAUGGCUCCUCAACCUCUCAUCAAGUCAAAUCAAGCAGAAAGAACAAUAAACGGACUCCCAACUCAAGUUGUCUGCACAGAAUUCAGCAACUACAUUUUCAUCGUUCUGACACAGUAUGGAAAAAUCGGGACACUUGUGUCUGUAACACCUGACACGAGGUCUGGUGACAUCAGUGUACCCAUGUUCACUUCCAGAGUACUUUUAGGAAAAGAUGAGCCUCUUACACACGUCUACGCCAAGAAUGUAGCAACGUUUGUUUCACAGGAAUCAGGCAACCGGCCGGUUCUGUUGGGGCUGUCACUCAAAGACAACGGCGCUCAAACUAUGAAAACUAUUAAGGAUAUGAUCAAAAGCUGCCAAGUCUGGUAAACAUGUUAUCUGUGGAGGUUAUUUAGAAUGUCCGCAGACUACAUUUAGACGAGGACAAGUGACAAAUUAUUUUUUAAACAUAAACACUUGUUGACAAGGUGAACUGUUAUUGUGACUUGUUGUUUGUGAGUUUGAAUGUUAGCUCUGAAACAAAGAUGACUCAAUUUUCCUGUCUUUGUGUUAUGGCAUCUGUCUCUGUGUAACAGAUUUGAACUGUAAUAUUUAUCUGAUUAAAGUUAUAUUUUCUUACCGCUUA
This is a messenger RNA of Triplophysa rosa, 752 nucleotides long. It is a transcript of the gene psmg3, whose product is annotated as proteasome (prosome, macropain) assembly chaperone 3. NCBI's taxonomy places the organism in Eukaryota, Metazoa, Chordata, Actinopteri, Cypriniformes, Nemacheilidae. The record is from RefSeq and is a predicted model, not a curated record. Gene Ontology annotation, biological process: proteasome assembly. Bases 125 to 496 code for a protein of 123 amino acids. The transcript has 3 exons.